Agelaius phoeniceus (red-winged blackbird) is the source of this 2370-nucleotide messenger RNA. It is a transcript of the gene ITGB6, whose product is annotated as integrin subunit beta 6. Gene Ontology annotation, biological process: cell migration; cell-matrix adhesion; integrin-mediated signaling pathway. Gene Ontology annotation, molecular function: integrin binding. Gene Ontology annotation, cellular component: focal adhesion; integrin alphav-beta6 complex; cell surface. Lineage: Eukaryota; Metazoa; Chordata; Aves; Passeriformes; Icteridae. The record is from RefSeq and is a predicted model, not a curated record.
AUGGGGAUUGAAUUGCUUUGCCUCUGUUUCCUAUUUCUGCAAAGAAAUAACUAUGUGCAAGGGACCUGUUCUCAGGAAAGCACAGUGACUUGUGAAGAUUGUUUGCUUUCCGGACCACACUGCGCUUGGUGUUUGCAAGAGAAUUACACAGACUCGUCUGGAAUUCAUGGGAGGUGUGAUACCCUGGAAAAUCUUUUGUCCAAAGGAUGCCAGCUGAAUUUGAUUGAGUUUCCCAUUUCAGAAGUAGAAAUUCACAAAAACGAUCCCCUAACUGCAUCAUCCCAGAAAAACAGUUCUGAUGUCACACAGAUUUCUCCCCAGAAAUUAACUCUGAGGCUGCGACCAGGACAUGAAGAAACAAUACAGAUCAAGGUUCGCCAGACUGAAGAUUAUCCAAUUGAUCUCUACUACCUCAUGGAUCUUUCAGCCUCCAUGGAUGAUGAUCUGAACACAAUCAAAGAACUGGGUUCAACUCUUUCCAAAGAGAUGUCAAAACUGACAAGCAACUUUAGACUGGGGUUUGGAUCUUUUGUUGAAAAACCAGUUUCACCAUUUAUCAAAACUACAGCUGCAGAAAUAAACAACCCUUGCAGAAGUGUACCCUAUGAGUGCUUACCCACCUUUGGAUAUAAAAAUGUUUUGCCACUAACAAAUGAUGCUGAAAAAUUCAACGAAAUUGUGAAAGGACAGCGAAUUUCUGCUAAUAUAGACACUCCAGAGGGAGGAUUUGAUGCAAUUAUGCAGGCAGCUGUUUGCAAGGAAAAAAUUGGCUGGAGGAAUGAUUCUCUACAUUUGCUGGUGUUUGUGAGUGAUGCUGAUUCCCAUUUUGGGAUGGACAGUAAACUGGCAGGGAUUGUUAUUCCUAAUGAUGGGAACUGUCAUUUGGACCACAAUAAUGAAUAUUCCAUGUCAACUGUUCAGGAGUAUCCAACAAUUGGACAAUUAAUUGACAAACUUGUGCAAAACAAUGUACUAUUAAUUUUUGCUGUAACAAAUGAGCAAGUUCACAUAUAUGAGAAUUAUGCAAAGCUCAUUCCUGGUGCUACUGUUGGACGACUACAGAAGGAUUCUGGAAAUAUUCUCCAGCUGAUCAUUUCUGCAUAUCAGGAGCUGAGGUCUGAGGUUGAAUUGGAGAUCCUGGGAGAGACAGAAGGGCUCAAUCUCUCCUUCACGGCCAUCUGUAACAAUGGGACCUUUUUUCCACAUCAGAGGAAAUGCUCUCAUGUGAAAGUGGGAGAUACAGUCUCUUUCAAUGUGACUGUUAGUCUCUCUUCUUGUGAAAAAACCAGAAGGCUUAUCAAGAUAAAACCUGUGGGCCUCAGCGACGUGCUGGAGAUGGAAAUUCAUCCCCUCUGCAGCUGCGAGUGCCAGGCCAAGGCCGAGAAGCAGAGCCCGAAGUGCAGCCAAGGGAAAGGCUCCCUGGAGUGCGGGGUGUGUGUGUGCAGCCCCGGCUACGUGGGGCCGCGCUGCGAGUGCCACGAGAGCUCGCUCGGUGCCAGCUCCUGCCGGGGCCCAGCCGAGCUGAGCUCCUGCAGCGGCAGAGGCGACUGCUACUGCGGGCAGUGCCUGUGCCACCCGUCCCCCUACGGAAAGGUCUACGGGCCCCGCUGCGAGUGCAAUGACUUCUCAUGCGUCCGGCACCGCGGCCUGCAGUGUGCAGGCAAUGGUGACUGUGACUGUGGGGAAUGCAGAUGCCACAGUGGAUGGACUGGUGAAUACUGUAAUUGCACAACUGAUACCAGCACCUGCAUUGCUGAGGAUGGGACACUGUGCAGUGGGAGAGGCGAAUGCAUCUGUGGGACGUGUGCUUGCACCCAUCCAGGGGCUUCAGGCCAAACGUGUGAAAAAUGCCCUCUCUGCGGUGACCCCUGCAGUUCCAGAUGGAGCUGUGUGGAAUGUCACUUGGCUGCUGAUGACAAGUCACUGGGAGAUUGCAGUGAAAAAUGCAAAUUGGUUGAUGCAACUGUCAGCAUUGAAAAGGAUUAUUCAGAGGAUAAAUCCAUUUCCUGCUCUUUGCAGGGGGAAAAUGAAUGUAUAACCACAUUUCUACUGGCUGUGGAUGAACAGGGAAGGACAGUCAUUCACAACAUAGAAAGGAAAGAUUGUGCACAGCAUCCAAAUAUCCCAAUGAUAGUGGUGGGUGUCACCCUUGCUAUCCUUCUCAUUGGCAUUGUUUUACUUUGCAUAUGGAAAUUACUGGUGUCACUUCAAGACCGAAAAGAGGUGGCCAAGUUUGAAGCAGAAAAAUCAAAAGUUAAAUGGCAAACGGAAACAAAUCCACUGUACAGAGGCUCAACAACCACUUUUAAAAAUGUGACUUACAAGAAUCAAGAUAUGCAUAAAAGACCCAUGGCUGCAGACUUCUAUUAG